AUGGCCCACCUGGGAGCCCACUUUGCCUUCAGAUCCCGCAGGCAGAAGACCAAUGAUGAACUCUGUCGACAUAGCAUGUCCUUUAUUCUUCACAAAGCCAUUUGCAAUGACUUCUUUCAGAGCUAUCUCUACCUGCUGGAAAAUAUUCCCCUGGUGAAAUUGUAUGCUUUAACAAGUCAAGUCAUCAAUGGUGAGACAGAGGGUAUGAUGGGAAAUUUCAUUGAACUGUCCAACCCAGAUAUCCAGGCCUCUCGGGAAUUUCUUAGGAAAUUUGUUGGGGGGCCUGGGAGAGCUGGGACAGACUGUGCCCUGGAUUGAGGCUCUGGGAUAGGAAGGGUCAACAAGCAUGUCCUGUUGCUGGUUUUCAACACUGUGGAACUGGUGGACAUGAUGGAAUCGUUCCUCCUCGAGGCACAGAACUGCCUGCAGGUCAGAGGGGACAAGGUAGAAAGCUACCACUGCUACAGUCUGCAGGAAUUCACACCCCCACUGGGGAGAUACGAUGUCAUCUGGAUUCAGUGGGUCUCUGGGUACCUGACCGUUAAAGUCCUUGCAUUUCUUUCCCGGUGCCAAGAUGGCCUGAAAGAAAAUGGCAUCAUCAUACUGAAGGACAAUGUGGCUCCGGAGGGCUGCAUCUUCCAUCUGUCUGACAGCAGUGUGACUCGGGAUAUGGACGUCCUCCAGAGCCUCAUUAGGAAGAGUGGGCUGGUGGUGCUGGGCCAGGAGAAGCAGGACGGCUCUCCAGAGCAGUGCAUCCCAGUGUGGAUGUUUGCACUGCAUAGCGAUGGACACUCCUGA
Molecule: messenger RNA, 798 nt
Organism: Balaenoptera acutorostrata (minke whale)
Lineage: Eukaryota; Metazoa; Chordata; Mammalia; Artiodactyla; Balaenopteridae
Gene: NTMT2
Product: N-terminal Xaa-Pro-Lys N-methyltransferase 2
Biological process (GO): N-terminal protein amino acid methylation
Cellular component (GO): cytoplasm
Molecular function (GO): N-terminal protein N-methyltransferase activity
Source: RefSeq, a predicted model, not a curated record